AUGGGUGGACAUAAAUACAAAAAAGCCUUACAUGCUUUAGCAAUUUUGUGUCUAGCUAAUGGUGUCACAUCACAAACUCAACAAUCAAGCUGGAAUGAUUGGCAAGAAGAUAUACAGACACCUAUACAUAACAUGAGACCACAAGGUGAUGGCAAAGGCGGCAACACGCGUCAUAUUACACUUGAUAUUACAGAUCAACUUGAGGCAUUAGACGGUGGUAAAGAACGUUUAGUUUAUGCUAUCAACGGUAGACCAUUCAAUGGAGGAGAACCAAUUUUCCUUGAAGAGGGUGAAGAGGUUGAAAUUGAGCUCAACAAUUUUAGUGAUCAAUUAAACACAAGUACGACAUUACAUGCUCAUGGAAUUGAACAAAUAGGGAGUCAAUUCAACGAUGGUGUGCCAGGUGUAUCACAAAAUGUCAUCAAACCGGGAGAGAGUUUUAUUUAUAGAUGGAGAGCAGAAGAACAUUACGGAUUGUAUUGGUUACACAGUCAUUUUGCGGGCGUAUACCAAGAUGGACAAGCCGUUCCAUUAUAUAUUCGUCCAAAAGAGGACCGUAAGAAUCCAUUUGAUGUCAUUGCAGAUGAUGAGGAUGAAGUAAAAGCACUCAAACGACACGAUCAAGAUCCACAGAUUAUAAUGAUUUCUGAUUACAUGGAGAUUAACAAUUGGGAGAUGAAAGAGAAGAUGGAAGAAUGGCAAAGUGAGCUUCUUUGUAUCAAUACACCAUUACUUAACGGAAGAGGUAGAGUUAAUUGCGCAACUAGUGAAAAUCUUCAAAAAUGGACAGAAAGUAACACAACAACUGACAAAGGAUGCGUUGAUAGAAGUCUUAGACCAGGUAGCGAGAAUAUUACAUUUGAUGAAGAACUUUGGUACACUUGCACACCAACUGAUGUUGAAGUACCUACGUAUGAAUUUGACUACGAAACUGGUUGGGGUAUUAUACACUUUGUUAAUGCAGCUAGCCAUUGGCAGUAUAUGAUAUCAAUCGAUGAGCAUGAGCUGAACUUCUUUGCAGCUGAUGGAUCGUAUGUUAAGCCCGUUAAAGGUGAUGCAUUCACAAUUGGUAUUGGUGAGAGAAUCGGUGUAGCUUUCCGUCUACACACACCUGGUGAAUAUGUUUUACGUGUAUCUGCACAUGAUGAACCACAAGUUGUCGGUCAAUUUGGUAUUAUUAGAUAUGGCCUUGAUGAUGAUGAUGAUUCUGUUGAAUAUAGCGACCCGGAUAGUGAAGAUGACCCUGGAAUGCCAUCAAUACCUCUCAGUGAACCUUGGAUCAACUAUGCAGGUCAACCAGUAUCAGAUGAUGUUAGAGUAAUGAACAAUUCUGUUACGGCUUUAAAGCAAUUUGCUCCAGCUGAAAUACCAAAGCGUGGCGAAGCUGCUGAUAUCACCCUGCAUUUCACACUUAGCAAUUCCAACUUCCUCAAAUGGUCAUUUUCAGAAGAAGGGAAGGUAGAAUACUAUAAUAGCAGCAAAGAAUAUCAAGAACCACCAAUUCUUUAUGAUAUGGAGAGUUACAUGGACGAUUCUUCAAUCUCGACAUUCCCUAGCGGUAGCGUAGUCGACAUAAUCAUUACAAAUGAAGAAAGAUACAACAUAACAGGAGUAGCACAUCCCUUACAUAAACAUUUCGAACACUACCAUGUCUUAGCUGCCGGUGUGGGCAACUUUACAUACCAAGACGUUAUCGAGGCAGAAGACGCGGGUAUAGAGGUUAACUGGUUAGAUCCAAGUUAUCGUGAUACCGUUAUGAUUCCAGCAAGCCCAGCUGAAUCAGCAAGCUACCUCGUUCUUCGCUAUGUUAGCGUUCAACCAACAGCAUCAUUAAUUCAUUGUCACAUUCAAUCACACAGUAUGAGUGGUAUGGCAUAUGUCCUCAUAGCCAGCGACGAAGGUGGCACACCAGAUCUUCCAGAUUAUUAUAGCAUUAAAGCAUUCAAUACAGACUUAACGGAUGCAGCAAACACAGUUAAACAGGGAGUUAACUAAUUAAAUCAGCUGUACAAAUUAAGUUGAAGCAAGAGUUGUAUUAAAAUUUUACUAAACUAAUAUUAAAGAUAAUGGUAU
Messenger RNA from Wallemia mellicola CBS 633.66, 2073 nucleotides. It is a transcript of the gene Wsmco3, whose product is annotated as multi-copper oxidase. NCBI's taxonomy places the organism in Eukaryota, Fungi, Basidiomycota, Wallemiomycetes, Wallemiales, Wallemiaceae. Gene Ontology annotation, molecular function: copper ion binding; oxidoreductase activity. The coding region runs from base 1 to 1995 and encodes 664 amino acids. The transcript is spliced from 4 exons. The record is from RefSeq and is a predicted model, not a curated record.